Molecule: messenger RNA, 1910 nt
Organism: Neopelma chrysocephalum (saffron-crested tyrant-manakin)
Lineage: Eukaryota; Metazoa; Chordata; Aves; Passeriformes; Pipridae
Gene: FNDC4
Product: fibronectin type III domain containing 4
Exons: 6
Coding region: 66-719 (217 amino acids)
Molecular function (GO): protein binding
Source: RefSeq, a predicted model, not a curated record
CCGCGGCGCAGGGAGCCGGGCCGGUGCCAGGGCUGCCGCCCGGCCGGGCCGCAGCCCCCGCCGCCAUGGCCCGCGUCUCGGCGCUGCUCAGCCCCGUCCUGGUGCUCUUCGGCUGCGACCUCUGCCUCGUGCGAGCCAACAGGCCACCGUCCCCUGUCAACGUGACUGUGACACAGCUGAAGGCAAACUCUGCCACAGUCUCCUGGGACGUCCCAGAAGGAGAUGUGGUCAUUGGCUAUGCCAUCCUACAGCAGCGGCAGGACGGGCAGAUGCAGCGCUUCAUCCGGGAGGUGAACACCACCAACAGAGCCUGCGUGCUGUGGGACCUGGCAGAGGACGCCGACUACAUCAUCCAGGUGCAGAGCAUCGGCCUGUACGGGGAGAGCCAGGCCAGCAAGCGUGUCCACUUCCGCACCCUGAAGGAGACUGACCGCCUGCCUUCCAACAGCUCCAACCAAGGUGACAUCACCAUGAAAGGGCUGGACAAAGACCGGCAGCUGCAGACAGGAGAGAUUAUCAUCAUCGUGGCUGUGCUGCUCAUGUGGGCAGCGGUGAUUGCCCUGUUCUGCAGACAGUAUGACAUCAUCAAGGAUAAUGACUCCAACAACAACAAGGAGAAGACAAAGCCAUCCUCAGAGCACAGCACACCAGAGCGACCGAGCGGAGGGCUGCUGCGGAGCAAGAAGAAAUCUCCCUCAGUCAAUAUCAUCGAGGUGUAAGUGCAGCACCAGCUCUGCGUCUGGGGUCCUGAGUGUCCUGCUAGAGCCAAAGCGGGCCUUGGAAGAAGAGGCAGCACCAGGCGCCCGGCCUGGAACUCAGCAUGCGAUGAUCCACGUAUCAGAACUCCCACUUUCCCGAGGGCAGCUGUCCGGGGAUGUGCCUGGAGCUGGCUCCCAGCCGUGCAUGCAGAACGUGGCCCUGCCCAUCCCGCGCUGGCCCCGCUCCCUCGCUGCUGCGGAGCUCAGAGCUGAGGGCGGGUGGGGGGCUACACCCCCGGCUGGGGGGGGGCUGAGGGGAGCCGAGGGGGCACUGCACUGGCCUGAGGGGUGGCCACGUCCCUGGGCACCAGCUUGGCCAAAGCCCUGGGUGCAGCCGUGGCACUGGACGCCUGCCUGGUGUCAGCCCGGGACAGACCUUGCUCUCAGCUGCCUGUCUGGGCUUGGGGGCUGCCUGUGGAGGACGGGAGCUGCUCCCCUCUGGGCCCUGAGGCUGAGGGGAUGGGGCAGUGCAGGCAUUGCCCCAGUGCUGCCAGGGGAGCUGUGGCCAGGUGGCAGGAGUGUUUGUCUGUGGGGCUGGGCCCAGCCAGCACAGGGGAAGAAGAGUGGAUUGCUGCUGGAGAACAGGGCUCCACUGCACCCUGUCAUGGCCACACAGGGACUUUGAGACCUCUCUUUCCUACAGAGGACAAAGACACAAAUGAGGAUGAGAAGUGAGUGCUGGCACAGUGCCUGGCCAGCCCACAGAGCCUGCAGCCAGGGCAGGGAUUGCUAGUGGGAGCCCCACAGAGCUGGGAGAGUGGGCAGUGCCAGGGCAUGGCUGUGGCUGCACCGUGUCCCUAGAGGGGCUCAGUGCUGGCACAUUCAGGCUGUUUGUGGGGAGCACAAUGCCUGUGCUGCCUGGAGGAGGCAAUGUGGUGAGGCCUGCAAGGUCUCAGUUGGAGGGAACAGGAUGAUACAAGGAGGCUCUGCUGCCCUGGCUGCUGCUCUCCCUCCAUGCUCUGCUCUGCAGCCUGGACUCAAGCAUCACAGGAUCCAGCGUCUUCCAGGAAUAAACCUCCCAAUAAAAGCACUUUCAGGACUCUUCCUUCCAGGUGCUGCUCAGCUCCUGCUGCAGGACUAGGUGGGGAAGGGAUGGGAUAAGCGACUCCUGCGGCAGGGUCUUUUCAAUAAAAGCAUCCUGGCUCAAAGGCA